GGCCUGAGGAGCCUGCGAUCUGGGCCCAGCUCUGGGCCGGCUCUGGACCGCAGCUCCUGGGCGCUAAGGCGGGAGGUCCUCCCCGAGGGCUGCGGGUCGCCGAGGGGCCGGGCCGAAGAUGAGGGAGGCCCAGGCGGCCCCGGCCUGAUAUUGGGGCCGGCGGCCGGAGGAGAGACGGGGGCGACCUGGCAGCUGGAGGCCCUGGCAGCCUCCCGAGAGCCCCCGAGAGCCGGCCCUCCCUUCCUCCGUGACAGUAGAAAUGAUGGAAGAAUUGCAUAGCCUGGACCCACGACGGCAGGAAUUAUUGGAGGCCAGGUUUACUGGAGUAGGUGUUAGUAAGGGACCACUUAAUAGUGAGUCUUCCAACCAGAGCUUGUGCAGUGUGGGAUCCUUGAGUGAUAAAGAAGUAGAGACUCCCGAGAAAAAGCAGAAUGACCAGCGAAAUCGGAAAAGAAAAGCUGAACCAUAUGAAACUAGCCAAGGGAAAGGCACUCCUAGGGGACAUAAAAUUAGUGAUUACUUUGAGUUUGCUGGGGGAAGCGGGCCAGGAACCAGCCCUGGCAGAAGUGUUCCACCAGUUGCACGAUCCUCACCGCAACAUUCCUUAUCCAAUCCCUUACCGCGACGAGUAGAACAGCCCCUCUAUGGUUUAGAUGGCACCGCUGCAAAGGAGGCGACAGAGGAGCAGUCUGCUCUGCCAACCCUUAUGUCAGUGAUGCUAGCAAAACCUCGGCUAGACACAGAGCAGCUGGCACAAAGGGGAGCUGGCCUCUGCUUCACUUUUGUUUCAGCUCAGCAAAACAGUCCCUCAUCUACGGGAUCUGGCAACACAGAGCAUUCCUGCAGCUCCCAAAAACAGAUCUCCAUCCAGCACAGACAGACCCAGUCUGACCUCACAAUAGAAAAAAUAUCUGCACUAGAAAACAGUAAGAAUUCUGACUUAGAGAAGAAGGAGGGAAGAAUAGAUGAUUUAUUAAGAGCCAACUGUGAUUUGAGACGGCAGAUUGAUGAACAGCAAAAGAUGCUAGAGAAAUACAAGGAACGAUUAAAUAGAUGUGUGACAAUGAGCAAGAAACUCCUUAUAGAAAAGUCAAAACAAGAGAAGAUGGCAUGUAGAGAUAAGAGCAUGCAAGACCGCUUGAGAUUGGGCCACUUUACUACUGUCCGACAUGGGGCCUCGUUUACUGAACAGUGGACAGAUGGUUAUGCUUUUCAGAAUCUUAUCAAGCAACAGGAAAGGAUAAAUUCACAGAGGGAAGAGAUAGAAAGACAACGGAAAAUGUUAGCAAAACGGAAACCUCCUGCCAUGGGUCAGGCCCCUCCUGCAACCAAUGAGCAGAAACAGCGAAAAAGCAAGACCAAUGGAGCUGAAAAUGAAACGUUAACAUUAGCAGAAUACCACGAACAAGAAGAAAUCUUCAAACUCAGAUUAGGUCAUCUUAAAAAAGAGGAAGCAGAGAUCCAGGCAGAGCUGGAAAGGCUAGAAAGGGUUAGAAAUCUACAUAUCAGGGAACUUAAAAGGAUACAUAAUGAAGAUAAUUCACAAUUUAAAGAUCAUCCAACGCUAAAUGACAGAUAUUUGUUGUUACAUCUUUUGGGUAGAGGGGGUUUCAGUGAAGUUUACAAGGCAUUUGAUCUAACAGAGCAAAGAUACGUAGCUGUGAAAAUUCACCAGUUAAAUAAAAACUGGAGAGAUGAGAAAAAGGAGAAUUACCACAAGCAUGCAUGUAGGGAAUACCGGAUUCAUAAAGAACUGGAUCAUCCCAGAAUAGUUAAGCUGUAUGAUUACUUUUCACUGGAUACUGACUCGUUUUGUACAGUAUUAGAAUACUGUGAGGGAAAUGAUCUGGACUUCUACCUGAAACAGCACAAAUUAAUGUCGGAGAAAGAGGCCCGGUCCAUUAUCAUGCAGAUUGUGAAUGCUUUAAAGUACUUAAAUGAAAUAAAACCUCCUAUCAUACACUAUGACCUCAAACCAGGUAAUAUUCUUUUAGUAAAUGGUACAGCGUGUGGAGAGAUAAAAAUUACAGAUUUUGGUCUUUCGAAGAUCAUGGAUGAUGAUAGCUACAAUUCAGUGGAUGGCAUGGAGCUAACAUCACAAGGUGCUGGUACUUAUUGGUAUUUACCACCAGAGUGUUUUGUGGUUGGGAAAGAACCACCAAAGAUCUCAAAUAAAGUUGAUGUGUGGUCGGUGGGUGUGAUCUUCUAUCAGUGUCUUUAUGGAAGGAAGCCUUUUGGCCAUAACCAGUCUCAGCAAGACAUCCUACAAGAGAAUACUAUUCUUAAAGCUACUGAAGUGCAGUUCCCACCAAAGCCAGUAGUAACACCUGAAGCAAAGGCAUUUAUUCGACGAUGCUUGGCCUACCGAAAGGAGGACCGCAUUGAUGUCCAGCAGCUGGCCUGUGACCCCUACUUGCUGCCUCAUAUCCGAAAGUCGGUCUCUACGAGUAGCCCUGCUGGAGCUGCUAUUGCAUCAACCUCUGGGGCAUCCAAUAACAGUUCUUCGAAUUGAGACCAACUCCAAGGCCACAAACUGUUCAACACACCAAGUGGACAAAUGGCAUUCAGCAGCGGGUUUGGAACAUAGCGAAUCCGAAUGGAUCUGAUGAAACCUGUACCAGGUGCUUUUAUUUUCUUGCUUUUUUCCCAUCCAUAGAGCAUGACAGCAUCGAUUCUCAUUGAGGAGAAACCCUGGGCAGCUCCGGCCAGGCCUCAUAGGAAAAGGCCCCGCCCAGGGUUCCGGCGUCAACGGCCACUGUGUGUGGCUGCUCUGAGUGAGGAAAAAUUAAAAAGAAAAACUGGUUCCAUGUACUGUGAACUUGAAAACAUGCAGACUCAGGGGGGUCCCUGAUGCAAUGCUUCAGAUGAAGAAUGUGGACUUGAAAAUACAGACUGGGCUAGUCCAGUGUCUAUAUUUAAACUUGUUCUUUUCUUUUAAUAAAGUUUAGGUAACAUCUCCUGAAAAGCUUGUAGCACAAAGGCUCAGCUGGGGAUGGUGUUUGACUUCGGAGGAAAAAAGUUGCUAUUGCCCGUUAAAGGCACUAGAGUUAGUGUUUUAUCCCUAAAUAAUUUCAAUUUUUAAAAACACGCAGCUUCCCUCUCCCCUUUUUUAUUUUUGAAAGAAUACAUUUGGGCAUAAAGUGAAACCCGUAUUAGCAAGUACGUGGCAACGUUCAUUCCAAUCAGAUGCAGCUUUCUCCUCCGUCUGGUCUCCUGUUUGCAAUUGCUUCCCUUGUCUCAGUAGGGAAAAAAUUGAGUGGGAGUACUGAGAUGUGUGGGUUUUUGCCAUUCGACAAAGAAUGAGGUUAGAAGACUGCAGCUUGGAGUCUCUUUAGGUUUUCAACUAUUUCUUCACAAUUUGAACACUUGACGGUUGUCCCUUUUAAUUUAUUUGAAGUGCUAUUUUUUUAAAUAAAGGUUCAUCUGUCCAUGCAGUCCUCUUGGAUUCUCUGAAUGUAGUAACUAUGAAGCUAUGCCAAAGGUAGGCAGAAAAUGGGCUUGGGAGCCAGACACUCCAGGGAUCAGUAGUUCCUACCCACAGUCCUUGUGUGCUUGCUAAAUGGUGUACAUUUCUUGUUAACCACGUUAUUAAAACUUGAUCAGCACAUA
Messenger RNA from Cebus imitator (Panamanian white-faced capuchin), 3609 nucleotides. RefSeq names its product tousled like kinase 2 (gene TLK2). Bases 260 to 2512 code for a protein of 750 amino acids. The transcript is spliced from 22 exons. Gene Ontology annotation, cellular component: nucleus. Gene Ontology annotation, molecular function: protein serine/threonine kinase activity; ATP binding. Gene Ontology annotation, biological process: peptidyl-serine phosphorylation; chromosome segregation; intracellular signal transduction. The record is from RefSeq and is a predicted model, not a curated record. Lineage: Eukaryota; Metazoa; Chordata; Mammalia; Primates; Cebidae.